This is a messenger RNA of Phoenix dactylifera (date palm), 1925 nucleotides long. Its product is annotated as WAT1-related protein At4g19185. NCBI's taxonomy places the organism in Eukaryota, Viridiplantae, Streptophyta, Magnoliopsida, Arecales, Arecaceae. The record is from RefSeq and is a predicted model, not a curated record. Gene Ontology annotation, cellular component: membrane. Gene Ontology annotation, molecular function: transmembrane transporter activity.
UGUUAAUAACUGGCGUAGCCUUCGUGGACUUGCGUGUCCCUGUCUCACUCUUUCCCUCAAAUGAAGCAAUCUAUCUAAUAAACCAAGAGUGGAAGAAUGAUAAAGAAUUAAUACCCAUCCAGGGCUCGGAGGAGGCGGAGUGAGGGAGCGAGAGAUGGUGGUGGUGGCCGGCGUCAACGGGGUUGGAAAUGGCGUGGUGGAGCGGGCGCACGCGGCGAUGGCGGUGGGGCAGGUGAUCGCCGGGGGAUACCACGUGAUCGCGAAGCUGGCGCUGAACGUGGGGAUGAAUCAGGUCGUCUUCUGCGUCUUCCGCGACCUCCUCGCCCUCUCCAUCCUCGCCCCCGUCGCCUUCUUUCGCGAGCGAAAGGUCCGCCUUCCCCUGACUCGUAGCCUUCUUGCAUCAUUUUUCAUUCUUGGGUUAACUGGGAUUUUCGGCAAUCAGCUUUUAUUUCUUAUUGGUCUUAGCUACACAAAUCCAACUUAUGCUGCUGCUAUUCAGCCUUCAAUACCAGUCUUUACAUUCAUCUUGGCUGUGGUAAUGGGCACUGAGACAAUAAAUUUGCUCACAUAUGAGGGUCGGGCAAAGGUCGGCGGUACACUGAUCUGCGUUCUAGGUGCAGUUUUAAUGGUACUGUAUAGAGGUCCUGCUAUAUUUGGAAAUAAUGCCUUCGAGCUAGCAGCUCAAAGUGAGAUAAGUGCAAAGCCCCAGCCUGAGCCAGUUGGAUGGUUAGCAUCUGGAUUGCUUGAGUUUGGACUUGAAAAGUGGCAUAUUGGUGUUCUAUGCUUAUUAGGAAAUUGUUUAUGCAUGGCUACUUAUCUUGCUUUACAGGCUCCAGUCUUGGCAAAGUAUCCCUCCAGCUUGUCUUUGACAGCAUACUCAUACUUUUUUGGGGCUAUUUUGAUGGUUUGCUCAGGAUUCUUUGCAACUAAUAAUUAUGAAGAUUGGACUUUGACACAUUCUGAGAUUUUUGCAGUUUUAUAUGCAGGUGUCGUGGCAUCUGCUCUUAACUAUGGGCUAUUGACAUGGUCCAAUAAGAUUCUAGGUCCUGCACUCGUGGCUUUGUAUAACCCGCUUCAACCUGUAGUGUCUGCUUUAUUAUCAAGAAUUUUCCUUGGGAGCCCGAUCUAUCUUGGAAGCAUUAUUGGGGGAAUUUUGAUCAUCUCUGGUUUAUACCUGGUCACUUGGGCCCGCCAUAAAGAGAGACAGACAUCCACUGGGAUGUCGUAUGGAAAAUGCUCUUCUGAACCGCAUCAUGAUGACCCACUGCUCAUCAAGAGAGGAAACCUCUUUUCUGGCUCCUUGUCUUGGACUGAGCCACAUGAGUCAUGAUAUUUUCGCUCUCUCUACCCGAUGCCACGAUCCUCCUAAUUAGAAUACUGAGACAGAAUAUAUACUGGCAAGAGCGACCUUCACCAGGGGAAGAUUCUUGCUUUACUUAAAGAGAAAUAGCUAGUACUCUUUUUCCCCCGAGCCAUUGGCAUUUGUGCCACUUCGUUAUCUUCUUUCUCCACCGUCGAACUUUGUUUUGUUAUUUUCUUCACAAGAAACUUCAUAAAUUAGUUGCCCAGCAAAAGUGAAGCUGCAUCUUAUAGUUAACUCUUGAGCUACCAUUAAGCAAUGGCAUCCAACAAAGCAGAGAAACCCCAAGCUCCCCCACCAUCCCAGUUUCCAAAGUUUCAGCAAGUUAAGGCUGGGGGAGCAAAGUCAGCUACGAGGAAGGUGGCGCAGAAGCCACAAGAACCAAAGAAGGUCACAGGUGCCAAGCCAGCUCCGCCAGCAAAGUGAGAGGCUCUAAUGGUUUGUCUGCCUAGUAUUCUGGUGCCGUUGCUAUCUUCAUGUGUAGCAGAAUGACUGUAUUAAUGAAAUAAGCAGAUGUUUACACUGUAAUAGUUAAUAUGUUAUGAUAUGAUGGUUAAGCUUUAAA